This is a messenger RNA of Jaminaea rosea, 1943 nucleotides long. Its product is annotated as T-complex protein 1 zeta subunit. The coding region runs from base 81 to 1805 and encodes 574 amino acids. The record is from RefSeq and is a predicted model, not a curated record. NCBI's taxonomy places the organism in Eukaryota, Fungi, Basidiomycota, Exobasidiomycetes, Microstromatales. Gene Ontology annotation, biological process: protein folding. Gene Ontology annotation, cellular component: chaperonin-containing T-complex. Gene Ontology annotation, molecular function: ATP binding; ATP-dependent protein folding chaperone; ATP hydrolysis activity. The transcript has a single exon.
GUCGAUCGUCCGGCUUCGACAGCUUCUUGCGUCCUCAACACCACCACUACCACCAUCACCCCUGACGACGCCCACGCACAAUGUCAGCAAUCGAAUUGCUGAACCCACGCGCGGAGAGUGUCCGCCGUACUCAGGCGCUCCAGGUCAACACGGCAGGUGCAGUCGGUCUCGCUCAAGUCGUCUCUGCCAACUUGGGGCCACGCGGCUCACUCAAGCUCCUCGUCGACGGGUCGGGAAACCUCAAGAUGACAAAAGACGGCAAAGUUCUCUUGACCGAGAUGCAGAUCCAGAACCCCACGGCAGCGAUGGUAGCCCGCACAGCGGUGGCGCAGGACGACCAGUGCGGGGACGGGACAACGAGCGUGGUCCUGCUGGUGGGCGAGCUCCUCAAGCAGGCAGAGCGCUACAUCCAGGAAGGGGUUCACCCUCGUGUGCUCAGCGAGGGUUUUGAGGCGGGCAAGUUGGGCGCUCUGCAAUUCCUCGAGAAGUUCAAGCACUCCAACCCAAGCUUGGACCGUAAGGAGCUCAUCCAGGUAGCGCUUACCUCCUUGGCGACCAAAGUGCACCCACAGCUCGCUCAGCAGCUCGCUGCAGACGUCGUAGACGCCGUACUGGCCAUUCGUCCCUCGACGACCAGCACCAUUAGUGCCCCUACACCCAAGGCGGACGGGUCGAGCGAGGGCGUAAAAGAUUGGGAGGUGCGAGACCCCAUUGACCUGCACAUGGUCGAGAUAAUGAAGAUGCAGCAUCGCACCGAAACCGACACUUCCCUCAUCCGCGGCCUCGUCCUCGACCACGGAGCGCGACACGCGGACAUGCCCAAGCGAGUGGAGAAUGCCUACGUCCUCACGCUGAAUGUGAGCUUGGAGUACGAGAAGACCGAGGUUAACUCGUCCUUCUUCUACUCGAGCGCAGAGCAGCGCGAAAAGCUCGUAGAGAGCGAGCGACGAUUCGUUGAUGCCAAGCUCAAAAAGAUCGUCGAGCUCAAGAGACAGGUGUGCGACCAGGAGGUGAGCGGCAGCUCGUCCUCGCCGAAGAAGAACUUUGUCAUCUUCAACCAAAAGGGCAUAGACCCCAUGUCCCUCGACGUCCUCGCCAAAGAAGGCAUCCUAGCCCUCCGCCGAGCCAAACGCCGUAACAUGGAGCGUCUCCAACUCUCCUGCGGCGGGACAGCAAUGAACAGCGUGGACGACCUCACGCCCUCGGUGCUCGGUCACGCGGGGUUGAUCUACGAGCACACUUUGGGCGAAGAAAAAUACACUUUCGUAGAGGACUGCGCUGAGCCUAAAUCGGUGACUCUCUUGAUCAAAGGGCCGAACAGCCACACGACGGGACAGAUCCAGGACGCCAUUCGCGAUGGACUGCGCAGCGUCAAGAACGCCAUUGAGGACGGAGCACUUGUGCCAGGAGGGGGGGCAUUCGAGGUGGCAGCGGCGGAACAUCUCGUCUCGGUGGUCAAGGCAGACACCAAGGGGCGCGCAAAGCUGGGCGUGCAAGCCUUUGCGGACGCUCUGCUUGUCAUCCCCAAGACUCUGGCCCGAAAUGCUGGGUUGGACGUCCAGGACGCCAUUGUGGCUAUGCAAGACGAGCUGGCCUCGCACUCCGAAGGCGCAGAAGGCAAGGAGGCUGUUGGUCUGGAUCUGGUCAGUGGGGAGCCUUGCGAUGUGGUUUCGCUGGGGGUGUGGGACAACUACAGGGUUAAGAGACACAUGAUUCAUUCGUGUGCGGUUAUUGCGGGCAAUCUGUUGAGCGUUGAUGAGAUUUUGAGGGCGGGGAGGAGUAGUUUGAAGAGUGGGGGGCAGUAAGGGGAUGAAGGAUGGGAAGGGAGCGGCGAGUCUAAUAGAGGGCAUCUGCACACAUGCGAGACGAGGUGAAGAGGGCGGCGAGGAGACGAGUGUGAAGUGAAGACACAAAGCAAGAAGCCAAGCCUGGUCUGAUUUGGC